GGGACUAGGACGGGGCCCGGGCCCGGCCCGCUCCGCCCCGCCGGGCAGGAGCUGCUCAGUCGGCGGCGGGAUGGGGCCGCGCUGGGCGCUUCUCGCCGCGCUCCUCCAGGCCGGAGGCGCCGCGGGCGGCCGGGAAUAUUCAUUGCCUUAUACACCACAGUUUGCACAGUGCAAGGAUCCCAGCAGGGAAUUCUAUGAAGAAAGACUUAAUAAAUGUUGCAGUCAGUGCCCUCCAGGUCAGUAUAAGUUAGAGAGCUGCACUGACAGUAUGGACACACAGUGCAGUCCCUGUGGACCUAACUCAUAUACAGCGAUCUGGAAUCGGUCUCCUCAGUGUUUUGCCUGCUUAUCACCUUGCAGAAAAGGUUUUGUGCAGGUUCAAACGUGCACGAAGUCACAGGACAGAAUCUGUAGCUGCCCACCCAAUGAGUACUGCUUUUCAAAAAUAUACGGGCACUGCAAAAUAUGUAGAGUGCAUAAAAAGUGUGGAAAAGGUUACCGAGUUUCCAAAAGAGGAACAGACAGCACAGAUACAGAAUGUAAACCUUGUCCUCCUGGAACCUUUUCAGAUGAGGAAUCUUACAAUACCAGCUGUACGCCGCAUACAGUUUGUAAAUCAGUGGCUAUUCCAGGAAACAGCAUGAAUGACACUGUUUGCAGUCACUCAGUAAUAGCGUUGGCCACAGCUCUACCUCGCACUGUUGUGAAACCUAUCCCGACCCAAAGCUCAACUUCUAACAGACCUGAAAUAUUAACUCGACCUGUCGUUCUAAACGCUGCACCUGAUAUGUCUCAUAUCAUUGGAUCAGUAACAGGGCCAUUGUUAUUGGUCUUGAUAAUCACUGUUUUGGGAUAUUGCUUAGUCUCCAAAAAAAAAGCACUUUUAUAUUCUCCACCAACUAGAGAAGCAGAUUUGCCUUUUUCCCCUACAGAGAAGCAGUGUGACAAAAAAAUAAGAAAUACAGGAUCACAGAACUCCAGUAACUCCGAGCAGGAGGAACAGCAUCUCUUGGAAACUCCGGGGUCAAGCAGUAGCUCUCUGAAUAAUCCAGCUGGAUCUGCAAGAGUCAGUGUAAUAAGUAACAAGAACGGUGAAAAGAAAGAAAUGGAAGGAUUUCAGCAGCAAUAUUCAGCCACAGAAGGUUGUAAACUUCACAGCGGAGGCAGACACAACUCUGCAAGUUCAGAACACUCUGGUAAUGGAGGAACACAGGUGAAUGUGACUUGUAUUGUUAAAGUAUGUAAUUCGGACUGCAGUUCCCAGUUCCCAGAACAGACUAGUUCAACUAGCAUGGAUUAUGGAAAUGCUCCCCAUUAUUCUCCAACAGGAGAAGAAAUUCCCCUUUCAAAAGAAGAAAACCCCUUGAAAAAAGAAACUGAAAUUCAGAUCUCAGUGGAAACCAAGGACAAUUUACUUCAAGACUUACUUCCAGAAGAAAAGAAGUUUCCUCUGGGUAUUCAAGAUGUGGGGAUGAAAACUAGUUAAAGGAGAUUACAGAUCACGUAUUGAUUGACUGAUAAAAUUCAUCAAACAACCUUCUAAAACAUUCAUCAAACAAUCUUCUAAAAUAAACAUUAUGUUAAAUGUAGCAUUCCUACAGAGACUUGAAAUCUCAGAUGAAUAUAGACAUGGGAGUUUUUGAGGUUUUAAACCUCUUUUUUGUCAGCCUUGAGACUCAAAAGACGAUCUUUGCAGUUUAUAAGAAGCUACCACUUUUUAAUGCUUUCUUUUCUUUUAAACUGAAUACCCUACUCUUCCCUUUCUUCUGUGAUACAUCUUGAUCGUACCUGAGAGAGACCUUUGUUAGCUUUGAAAAGGAGCUGUUCUCUAACUUUAUGCCAUUGACUUUUCUGCUGAGACUUCUUGUGAUGAUAAUUUGGGUUCAUAUAUACUACCUGUUGAAAACAUGACUGCAAACAGCCCUUCUAAGAGACUGGAAUUAAAUGGUCAGUCAUCCAAUGCUAAUAAGCUAUCAUGUGGUUGUAAUUUUAAAACUAUUCUAUUCAAUUUCCUAUCUUCAUGUACGUAUUUCUACUAGGCCUUUGGAUAUUUUUUAUUUUUAUGAUUUGCUUCCUUUCAUCCUUGGACCAAACUUUACAUUCAAGCUGAAGUAUACUGACGAGCAAAAUCUUUUACAGCAGUUUUUAUACAAGAUUACAACUAUUCUGUUAUUUCAUUGGUUGUACAUAAUAUUUUAGGAAAUCCAGCUUAAAUAGUUGUUAUCUUGAAGUAGACAGUAAGUUCCUUUCAUUGAUGGUUCUAAAGUCUGACAUCUUCAUGUCAUGGCUGCUUUGAUAUGUUUCCCUGACUGAUUCUGACCUCAUUUUUGCGGUUAUCAAGGUCAACCAUAAACGCAAAAUAUUUUUCUCUACAUUACAGUGAACAUUAGAGAAGAUCCAGACAGCUCACCCCCAUUGACCUCAGUUAAAGGACUAUCUGUUGAUGAUUGCAUGGCAUAAUCUGUGAAAAGUGGAACUGAUUCAAACUUCAGAACCAGAAAAUUCUGUUGUCCUCUACUUGUUGAUCCACACUGAAGAUCCAUCCACCUCUUACAGAAAAUUAGUAGAGGUUCUUCUUGAAUUCAUGCUUUUGGAAUUCAGUUCUAGGAUUGCAUUUCCCGUAGUUAUGUUUUAUGUAUGUGGAUUAACUGACAACUGUACUAUCUAUAUUCAACCAGAAUUUGUAAUAUGGUGUCUGAAUUAUACUUAAGUAAAAUCAGACAGCAGUCAUAAUUUUUUCCUUUUAUUCCAUGAAAACAUACUGGCUUACCUCAAGAGUAACUAAAUGCAUUUGUUGUUUCUGAGGCCUUAAGUUGAAAAAGGGUAUCUUGGAAUAGCGUUUAUUCUACAACUACAGAAGAGAGUCAGAAUUUAGCUUAUGUGGAAGCUUAAAAAUUAUAUUUCUAUCAGAUUUAUUCACAUUUUGUCUGGAACUGAGAAAUGGCAAACAGACUUCUAAUCCUACUAUAAAAACUUUGUAGAACGGCAUUUUAAACUUGUACUUGAAGGUAAUUUUCAGAAAAGAUGCAAAGACCUACAAAAUGGAAACACUGAUACUAUUACAAAAUUGCAGAAUUUAUGCAAGAAAAGUACCUAAUUUUAUAUAUUGCUUUGAACUUCCUGUGCUGUACUGAACAUUUUCAUAUCUUGUUCAUCAGCUCCCAGUAUUGGGACCACAUUGAAGAAACAGCUGAAGAUUUUUGAAAAAGUUUAAAAAAUGUUAAAAAGAGUUUAUUGCUUGUGGCAGUAAAUUUAUUGGGUUUUCAAAUUAUGAAGCUGCAUGGUAGAAAGAAAAUUCAGGUUUUAUGUUGGAAGUAUGAAAAAUGUGCUUGCAUUUGUUUACAAACAAAGUAAAAAGUCUAUAUUUUUAUAAUGAUGAACAUCAAACUUUACAUUAAAAUUCUUAUUUUUAGAA
Molecule: messenger RNA, 3415 nt
Organism: Dromaius novaehollandiae (emu)
Lineage: Eukaryota; Metazoa; Chordata; Aves; Casuariiformes; Dromaiidae
Gene: TNFRSF1B
Product: TNF receptor superfamily member 1B
Exons: 10
Coding region: 71-1486 (471 amino acids)
Biological process (GO): apoptotic process; immune response; regulation of T cell cytokine production
Cellular component (GO): membrane
Molecular function (GO): tumor necrosis factor binding; tumor necrosis factor receptor activity
Source: RefSeq, a predicted model, not a curated record